Messenger RNA from Bubalus bubalis (water buffalo), 528 nucleotides. RefSeq names its product calmodulin like 6 (gene CALML6). Gene Ontology annotation, molecular function: enzyme regulator activity; calcium ion binding. The record is from RefSeq and is a predicted model, not a curated record. The transcript is spliced from 4 exons. Lineage: Eukaryota; Metazoa; Chordata; Mammalia; Artiodactyla; Bovidae.
AUGGCCAGGCCAACGGAGCGCCUGUCACAGGGCAGAUAAAGGAUGACAAGGGGGGUCUCUGAGAUGUUCAGUGAGGAGGGCAAAGGGCAGGUGAAGACGGAUGAGCUGGAGUGGCUCGUGAGUCUCCUGGGCAUCAACUCCACCAAGAGCGAGUUGCCCUCCACGGCCAAGGAUGUGGACAGAGUUAAGAAAGGGUUCUUCAACUGCAGCAACCUCCUGGCCCUGAUGGGGUUGUACUGGGAGAAGGCCCAGAACCAAGAGGGCGAGCUGAGGGCAGCCUUGUGCAUCUUUGACAAGGAGACCAGGGGCUACAUUGACUGGAACACGCUCAAGUACGUGCUCAUGAACGUAGGCGAGCCCCUCAAUGAGCAAAUGAAGAAGGAAGCUGACGAGAAUGGGGACGGGACCCUCAACUAUGAGGGUGAGCAGAGGAUGGGCCCUGGGAGCCCGGUCGGUCUGCUGACCUGUCCCUCUGCUCUCAGCGUUCAAGGCAUGAUGACUGGGGAGUCCUUCAAGCUGGUUCUGUAG